Molecule: messenger RNA, 1303 nt
Organism: Centrocercus urophasianus (Greater sage-grouse)
Lineage: Eukaryota; Metazoa; Chordata; Aves; Galliformes; Phasianidae
Gene: STX8
Product: syntaxin 8
Exons: 8
Coding region: 46-756 (236 amino acids)
Biological process (GO): intracellular protein transport; vesicle fusion
Cellular component (GO): SNARE complex; endomembrane system
Molecular function (GO): SNAP receptor activity; SNARE binding
Source: RefSeq, a predicted model, not a curated record
GGUAGAGGCACUUCCGGGCGGUAGUGGCACUUCCGGUUGGCUGUGAUGGCUCCGGACCCCUGGCUCUCGCAGUACGACGCCGCCUGCCAGCUGGCCCAGGAGGUGGCCGAGCGGAUCCAGGAGCGCAGCCGGCAUCGGCGCAACGGGGAGAGCUCGGCCAAGCUCAAUGUGAUCAUCAGGUCAUCACUGCAGAAUCUCAAAGAGAAGAUUGAUCAGCUGAAGGACUCCCUGCUCCGGGCUGUGUCAACGCACCAGAUCACCCAGCUGGAGGGAGACAGGAGGCAGAACUUGGUGGAUGACCUUCUCACACGACAGAAACAACUUCAGGCAUCUUACAAGAACGAGGGCACAGAACCAGAUGUGAUCAGAUCUAGCCUAAUGGCAGGAGGUGUCAAACGAGGAGUGACCAACCCGUGGCUCCUGGAGGAGUCUGAGGAAACCAGGGGGCUUGGCUUCGAUGACAUCAGGCAGCAGCAACGGAGGAUCAUAGAAGAGCAAGACGCCGGCCUUGAUGCUCUUUCUUCAAUCAUAUCCCGGCAAAAGCAAAUGGGACAGGAAAUUGGGAAUGAGCUGGACGAGCAGAACGAGAUCAUCGAUGACCUCACGAACCUGGUGGAGAACACGGACAGCAAGCUUCGCACUCAGACACGGCACGUGAAGAUGGUGGACAGGAAGUCAACGUCCUGCGGAAUGCUGGUGGUGAUCGUGCUGCUGCUGAUUGCCAUCGCUGUGGUCGCUGUCUGGCCGACGAAGUAGGGGGGGCCGAUGGAGCUGCAGCUGAGCUCCACAGAGAGCCCCGUGCUGCACAGAGCCCUGCUGUGCUUCCCGGGAGCCCCGCAGCGUCAGCAUGAAGCCGUGUCCAGCAGACGCCGUCCCUCCGCUCGGCGCACGGCUGAGGAUUCUCUCCCUGCCUGGGUUGGGAGGACGCAGCUGUGCAAUGGCUGCACGUCCCAGAGCAGCUCCACCACAAGAGCCACGAUGUGCUCCCUGCCUGCCCGCUGCUGCUGGGUACGGGGGGCCCCUGGGUGCACAGUGUGCUUAAAGCACAGCCGCCCUGUUGUGCCGUGCCCUGGGACGUGUGCUGGUAUCCCUGCUCCCGUCCUGGGCUGAGAUCUGCCUCCUCCUUUUAUAAUUUUAAACUGAAGGGAAGGAUGACUUAUUAAAAACGACAGAAAAGUGAUACUGAACAUUCAUUCAUGGCCAAAAAAAAACCCCAAUUGUUAUUUUGUUAUCGUUGCCAAUUUGAUUUCUGACUUGGUAGAGCAAGCAAUAACUACAGAAUAAAAGCCGGUCUGUUUCUAUA